AUGAAGUUCUCAAUUUUCGCUUUGAGUUUGCUCGCAACCGUUACCAAGGUUUUAUGUGAUGGAGCUGAUGAAGACACACUAGGCCAACAGAAAGCCGCUUACUUUGGAAGUGCUAAGCCUGACAAUGAACUAGCCAAUUUUGAAGUGGACUAUUUGAUUUUAGAGUAUCCUGAUGCCGACAAGAAUGAGGUCAUCCAGAUGUGGCAAGGAGAACAAAUCAACGUUCGGCAUACUAUUACUAACCAGGAGGAUACCGAUAUUACAGUUGUGGGUCUUGGAGGAUCCUUUCGUGACCCAAUAACCGGCGAAUUCAAGGUGAACUUGACUGCCAAUUCUGUUGGUCCAGUUGUUAUUGAACCUGGUAAGAGUGUAAACGUCGGUCAGAUGAUCACGUUGGACUUCGUCCCAGGAAAUUACUUUUUGGCCCCACAAGUUUACGUGACCUUUAAAGACGAAUUGAAGGCCAUUCAGGCCAGGGCACAAUUGGCUGUUGUUAAGGAAGUUCCAAUUUCCUUCUUUAAUCCGCAAUUGUUGUUCUUAGAGUUGAUCUUCGUGGUUUUGGCUGGUGCAAUCGGAUAUAUCUUCUUCCCUGCCUUCUUUCAAACAUACCUCAAGGGAACUGCUCCAAUCACCAAAGCUUCGACAACUAAGUCCGCCACCACCUCUGGUUUUGAUCCAGCAUGGGUGCCUUCUCAUCACCAAGUCACUCAAAAGAGAACAAAGACUAGAAAAGCCUACUAG
Sungouiella intermedia is the source of this 741-nucleotide messenger RNA. NCBI's taxonomy places the organism in Eukaryota, Fungi, Ascomycota, Pichiomycetes, Serinales, Metschnikowiaceae. The record is from the annotation of a GenBank genome assembly.